AUGGAUGGAAAACGCAUUGCCCUGAAGGCCCCAGCUAACAGUUGUUCUACGUUUUUCAAUUACAAGCAGUUCCACAGCAUCAUACUCAUGGCUGUUGUGGAUGCUCACUAUCGAGUCAUUAUGUCCGAUGUAGGAGUGAAUGGCCACAACAGCGAUGCAGGAGUGUUUGCUAGUUCUGCAAUAUCCUCAGCACUAGAAACAAACACCUUGCAUAUUCCACCUGAGCGAGCGCUACCAGGACGAGCCACAGCUAUACCACAUGUCAUUGUUGGAGAUGAGGCGUUCCCAUUAAAGUCUCAUCUGAUGAAGCCAUAUCCAGCAAGAGGCUUAAAAGAAGAACACAGAUUAUUUAAUUACAUACUAAGUCGGGCCAGGCGGGUAUCUGAAAAUUGCUUUGGCAUUCUUGUUAACCGCUUUGCUGUCCUUAGUCACGAAAUGAAUCUUGGACCAGAAACAGCAACCACUGUGCUUUACACAACUUCCUGCGAACUGAAUGCGAUGUUCGAUAUUCACAGGACGUCAGAAGACCAAAUAUAA
Messenger RNA from Gigantopelta aegis, 537 nucleotides. Its product is annotated as putative nuclease HARBI1. Lineage: Eukaryota; Metazoa; Mollusca; Gastropoda; Neomphalida; Peltospiridae. The coding region runs from base 1 to 537 and encodes 178 amino acids. The record is from RefSeq and is a predicted model, not a curated record. The transcript has a single exon.